GAGCUGUCUGACUAAUGAACGAAGGAUUGGUGCAGGAAAUGAACACUUGAGAGGUAUACAUUCUGGCAUUCGCAGUGUAAUUGAAAACCCACCCAGUGAAGUACUGCAACAGGAAAAAGAUAUCUAACUUAUAGCAGCAUAAUACAUGAAGUGAGGAGGAAUGAUAAUCUCAGGCUACUUUCCCUUGGAGCUGUCUGAACAUUAACCAUCGCACUCAGCACUACCAGAUAUGGCACACAUCACGCUGAAUCAGUAUUUACAGCAGGUCCUCGAGUUCAUCGACAGUAGGGAUGGUGAUUCCUGUGCUGAGUUUUUGUCAUUUAAACAUCCUCAUGUUGCAAACCGUAGAUUACAGUUAGCAAGUCCAGAGGAGAGAUGCCAGCAGAUCCUGGAACCCCCUUAUGAUGAAAUGGUGGCGGCUCAUUUACGAUGUGCCUAUGCUGUUGCAAACCAUGAUUUUGUGGAAGCCUGCAAAUAUCAAACAUUUGUGGUUCAAUCAUUCUUGAGGGCAUUCCAAGCUCACAAGGAGGAGAAUUGGGCUCUACCGAUAAUGUAUGCAGUAGCUCUGGACCUACGGAUCUUUGCAAAUAAUGCUGACCAACAACUAGGAAAGAAAGGAAAGGGCAAAGUGGGAGAUAUGCUGGAGAAAGCUGCAGAACUACUGAUGAGUUGUUUCCGAGUCUGUGCCAGUGACAACCGCGCUGGAAUCGAUGACUCAAAGAAGUGGGGAAUGCUAUUUCUCAUCAAUCAGCUGUUCAAAAUAUAUUUUAAGAUCAAUAAACUCCAUCUAUGUAAACCUUUAAUCAGAGCCAUUGACAGCUCCAGUUUAAAGGAUGAAUACAGCAUGGCACAAAGGGUGACAUACAAAUACUACGUUGGGAGGAAAGCCAUGUUUGACAGUGAUUUUAAACAAGCUGAAGAAUACUUAUCGUUUGCAUUUCAGCAUUGCCAUAAGUCCAGCCAGAAGAACAAGCGGAUGAUUUUGAUCUACCUGCUGCCUGUCAAGAUGCUCCUUGUCAGUAACUCAUGGAGUGGAAUAAUACUGACUGUAGUAACAGGCCACAUGCCAACAAUCCAGUUGUUACGAAAGUAUGACCUUUUGCAGUUUUCUGAUGUCACCAAGGCUGUUGGUGAAGGGAACCUUCUACUACUGAAUGAUGCUUUAGCAAAACAUGAAGCCUUCUUCAUUCGCUGUGGAAUCUUCCUCAUACUUGAGAAACUGAAAAUCAUCACGUAUAGAAAUCUUUUCAAGAAAGUGUAUUUGCUGCUCAGGACACACCAGCUGCCACUUGAUGCUUUUCUGGUUGCUCUUAAUUUCAUGCAAGUUGAGGGUGUUGACAUUGAUGAAGUCCAGUGUAUUUUGGCAAACCUCAUCUACAUGGGACACAUCAAGGGUUAUAUCUCUCACCAGCAUCAGAAGCUUGUUGUCAGUAAACAGAACCCUUUCCCACCGCUAUCCUCUGUGGCUUAACAAAUCAAGGUCGGAAGUUCAUGUAUUGCUCCCCACACUUAUCCCGGGACAUGCAUGUAGUGUUGGUUGACGGCUUCAUAACCAAGGAUCAUUCAUCUAAAGCUAAGGAUGAUGUGACGUGCAUCCCAGUGACUAUUUCCUGUGAUCGGUUUGAGGCACUUCCUCUGCCACUGUCCCAUUUUGUAUUUCCCAUUAAAGAUGUACAUGUAAUGCAAGGUAUAUUUUGUUUACUUAAACUUGUUAAAUGACAGUGAUGGAAUAAACACAAACUAUUCUUUUUAUUGAA
Messenger RNA from Chiloscyllium plagiosum (whitespotted bambooshark), 1757 nucleotides. It is a transcript of the gene pcid2, whose product is annotated as PCI domain containing 2. Lineage: Eukaryota; Metazoa; Chordata; Chondrichthyes; Orectolobiformes; Hemiscylliidae. Gene Ontology annotation, cellular component: transcription export complex 2. Gene Ontology annotation, molecular function: RNA binding; double-stranded DNA binding. The record is from RefSeq and is a predicted model, not a curated record. Gene Ontology annotation, biological process: post-transcriptional tethering of RNA polymerase II gene DNA at nuclear periphery; poly(A)+ mRNA export from nucleus; transcription elongation by RNA polymerase II.